CUCGUCAACCGUCACACGGAGUACGUAAGCCGCGGAUAUCUGAACUAACAUUUAUUAUCUCCUCAGUCAAAUUUUUGCACCAAAGAUGCCUGGAACCCCAGCUAUAGGAAUCGAUCUUGGUACUACGUACUCGUGCGUUGGUGUAAUGCAACAUGGAAAGGUUGAAAUUAUCGCUAAUGAUCAGGGUAACAGAACAACUCCUAGUUACGUCGCUUUCACCGAAAAUGAAAGACUCAUCGGAGAUGCGGCGAAGAAUCAAGUCGCCCUCAACCCCACGAAUACAGUGUUCGACGCGAAGCGUCUAAUCGGCCGAAAGUAUGACGAGGAGUCUGUCAGAUCGGACCAGAAACACUGGCCUUUCGCGGUAAUCAAUGAUGGUGGUCGACCAAAGAUUCAAGUCGAAUACAAAGGCGAGAAAAAGUCCUUCUUUGCGGAAGAGAUUUCCUCCAUGGUUCUGACCAAAAUGAAGGAAACUGCAGAGGCUUAUCUUGGGUCCAAAGUCACCGAUGCAGUUGUCACUGUUCCGGCAUAUUUCAAUGACUCGCAGAGACAAGCCACGAAGGAUGCCGGAGUCAUUGCUGGCCUUAAUGUUCUUCGCAUAAUCAAUGAGCCAACUGCUGCCGCCAUUGCCUAUGGUUUGGACAAGAAUGCUGCCAAAAACACAGAGCGUCAUGUUCUCAUCUUUGAUCUUGGUGGAGGUACCUUUGAUGUGUCUGUUCUUACAAUUGAUGAUGGCAUCUUUGAAGUGAAGUCAACCUGUGGUGAUACCCAUUUGGGAGGUGAGGACUUUGACAAUCGUAUGGUUGAUUACUUCAAGAAAGAAUUCCAGAAGAAAUAUAAGAAAGAUAUCUCGGGCAACAAGCGAGCCAUGCGACGGUUGAGAACUUCUUGUGAAAGAGCCAAGAGGACCCUCUCUUCAAGUCAUCAGGCCAAUAUUGAAAUAGACUCUCUUUAUGAGGGCAUCGAUUUCUAUGAGCCAUUCAGCCGUGCAAAGUUUGAAAAAGAAAAUGGAGACCUUUUCCGCGCAACUUUGACUCCUGUUGAGAAGGCUCUGAAAGAUGCAAAGUUGACAAAGGAAAAAAUUGAUGAGAUUGUCUUGGUGGGUGGCUCUACUCGCAUUCCCAAAAUCCAAGAGUUACUCAAAGAUUACUUUGAUGGCAAAGAGUUAAACAAGAGCAUUAACCCUGAUGAAGCUGUAGCUUAUGGUGCAGCAGUACAGGCAGCCAUCUUGCAUGGAGACAAGAGUGAAGCUGUGUCAGACCUGCUGCUUCUGGAUGUGGCUCCCUUGUCUCUGGGUAUUGAGACUGCUGGAGGUGUUAUGACAGCACUCAUCCAACGCAACACAACAAUCCCAACAAAGAAAAGUCAAGUCUUCACAACAUAUGCAGACAACCAACCUGCUGUUUUGAUCCAAGUGUAUGAAGGUGAACGUAGUAUGACCAAAGACAAUCAUCCACUCGGAAAGUUUGAGCUCACUGGCAUUCCUCCUGCUCCUCGUGGUGUUCCGCAAAUUGAGGUCACAUUUGAUGUUGAUGCCAAUGGAAUUAUGAAUGUUUCUGCGGUGGACAAAAGCACUGGAAAAGAAAACAAGAUUGUCAUCACAAAUGACAAAGGUAGAUUGUCCAAAGAAGACAUAGAGCGCAUGGUGAAAGAGGCUGAGAAGUUUAAAGACGAUGAUGACAAGCAGCGCGACAAAAUUCAAGCCAAGAACUCUCUGGAGAGUUAUGCUUACAACAUGAAGAGUACAAUUGAAGAUGACAAAGUUAAAGACAAGAUCAGUGAAGAUGACAAAACGGUUAUCUCCGAUAAAUGCAAAGAAGUCAUUGACUGGUUGGAUCAAAGUGAUGGAGCCUCAAAGGAAGAGUUUGAGAGCAAGCAGAAGGAGCUUGAGAAGGUGUGCAAUCCUAUCAUAACCAAGCUCUACCAGGGUGCAGGUGGAGCACCUGGUGGAAUGCCUGGAGGUGGAAUGCCUGGAGGACCAGGUGGCUUCCCUGGAGGACCAGGUGCCACACAGCAAGGAGAAUCCUCAGGUCCUACCAUUGAGGAAGUAGAUUAAGUUUGAUGAACUUACCUCUCCAACUUUGUUGACAGGAUAUGUGCACUAGCUUAUACUGUUGCGAAUUUAACCAGUUAACUGUUUGAGUAACUGUCUUAGCAACAGUAGUUUCAUUAUACUAUGUAUCCUGCACAUGUAAGAGCCAAAGAAUAAAAGGUUUUUAUUC
This is a messenger RNA of Pocillopora damicornis (cauliflower coral), 2222 nucleotides long. Its product is annotated as heat shock cognate 71 kDa protein. NCBI's taxonomy places the organism in Eukaryota, Metazoa, Cnidaria, Anthozoa, Scleractinia, Pocilloporidae. The record is from RefSeq and is a predicted model, not a curated record. Gene Ontology annotation, molecular function: ATP binding; ATP-dependent protein folding chaperone.